This is a messenger RNA of Paramormyrops kingsleyae, 2307 nucleotides long. NCBI's taxonomy places the organism in Eukaryota, Metazoa, Chordata, Actinopteri, Osteoglossiformes, Mormyridae. The record is from RefSeq and is a predicted model, not a curated record.
CUUUAGCAGAACAUUUUGAUAGAGCGACCAUUGCCGACCGACUUGCACUCUUUGAAACUGCUGGAAGGAACAAUCACAAUUAGUUUAUUUGGCUAUAAGCGCUCACAACGGUCACACAAUACCCAACCGUGGAAUUUCUAAACAGACAAUAAACAAGACCAAAAUAGGAUGCAAGGCGUUUUCGUCUUACUAUUGUACCUAGGAUUACGUUCCCCUGUUGCAUUUUCGGGUUCCUUGCUUCUGGAGGACAUGGAAGGGUCAGGUGAUGACAUGGAAUUUUCCGGCUUACAGGAAUGGAUAGAGGACAAUAGCACGGAAGUAGCCGUCGUUGGUGUGAAUGUAUCUGCAGAGCUGCCUUUUGAACCACAAAUGCCAAGCACCAGUGUGUCGGCCAGCCCCCCCGGGCAAAGCGCCCCCCCGCACGCGAGGCACAAAUCGGCUGAGAAAGACGAUUUAAAGAAGCCAGUGGCCACCAGGUCUACACCUGAAGACAAGGAGACCCUGCAGGACCUUGAAGGCUCUGGGGACGAACGUUAUUCCGGGGAAGGUCCAGUUUCCAUAUCCCUUACAACACAGACGAGUGCUGACAGCAUGUCUGAAGAUGAGUUCAUCCCACGUGUCUGGAUUAACGACACACGGGAAAAAACUGACGACUUUAACUUUGAACCACCAAAGAUGACGGAGACGAGAGACUCGUCUUUCGACAGCCUGGCGAAGAGCCAUGGUCUUCUGGAGAGAACCGAAGUUCUUACAGGGGUCACUGCUGGGUGCUUGGUGGCUUUUGCACUGGCAAUUACCUUGAUAUCUUUCAUGGUGCAUCGGCUGAAGAAUAAAGAUGAGGGCAAUUAUGACAUGGGCAACGAGAGACACGCCAACGACGGAUACCAGAAGCCGGCAAGGCAGGAGGAGUGUGAGACUUGACUGUUCUCCUUCACCAAACGCACGUGACCAGAGUCAUUCCACUAAUCAGAUGGCCUUUCUCAGUGUGUCUGGGUAUCUGUACCAGGGAGUGUGUACGUUUAUAAGGAGGUUCAUCCCCAUCGUCAUCAUUUCUCUCCUGUUGCAAAGUUCAAUAUCAUUUAUCAUUCUUAAAUUUACUACAUACAAUUUUUUUUUGGAGGGGGGUUGGCUUACUGAGACCAAAAUGAGUGACUGCAGACAGAAAAGACCAAAUAUAACACAUUUUUCUUUAUUUGACAUGUUUGUACAUUUUUUUUCUAGACCAAAGGGCAUAAUAUUGGGACACAAUAGGAAUAUAAACCGUAGCAGGGAAAAAGCAUUAAAAGUUCAAAAAGAGGCUGUGUUACGAGAAAAUGGUGCAAAUCUUUGACCUACCUCAAGCUGCAUUUAACAAUUAUCCCGAGCAGUGGGUUGACUAAAUAAUAUCUGCACGUCAAGAUGUGAGAAUCCGCGGGCAACAAAUUUCACAGCUUCCAUUUUCAGUCAGAUUCUCUGUCUCUGCUUGUCGAUUUUAAUGUCAACAUUUUUUGCACAUUCCCUCCAUCGCACAAGCAAGUGCUUUGCCAGUAAUUCAGCUGCAGGAUCUGUGAACUGGGUAUCAUCAGUAUCACGUAUCCCUCCCACUGCCAGACCAUCAGUUACAUUUAUUUUUAUUUUGCCUAAAGUGACGUACUAGAGAAGCAGUACAGCUUUCCAGGCAAGGAGCAUGCAACUGUUUAAGAGGAAGUAAAACCGCAAAUGUAUGUGUUCCUGCUCUCCUUAAGUACAAAAGAAAGUUAUUUGUGCAAGGCAAUUUCCCCCUCCGUCAAAAUUAAAACUAUAGAAACCAUUAUGCAGAGAUUACCAGGUGAAUCUGUAAAAUGUUCGCUAGCAACUCGGAAAUGUGUCUCAACGUAAAAUGUAGUGAAUUAUCUAAAGAGCUCAUGCUGACCAAAUGUAAGGGAAAUGUACUUUUGUAAAGAUUGAUUGAGGAAACGCUGGAACUGAAAACAAUGGCUUGGUUCCAGAGACUUGAAUGAACUCGGAUGCUAAAAGUUCCACCAAAACCCAGAAAUGACUGAAAGAUAUGAUAUGUAAGAUAAUACACUUUUUUUUCUUGCCUGGGGCAUUCCAGAAACUUCCCUGGCUACAUGUCUAACUCAGCUGAAUGCCUGAGAUGGUUGAAAUCAUCAGCUACCAAAUCCGUAUAAUGAUCCGUAUAAUGAUGACUGUGCAAAUUCUGUUCUUGUUACAGGCAAUUUGCUGAGUUUUGCUUUUUGUGUGUAAAAUAUUGUCUGAUUUUGUUUGUGUCAAGGCGAUAUCAUUUGCUUUUGUUUAAUAAUUGAAUAAAACAUGUUUGCAUCAUCA